GGUUCGCCUGAGCACCAACAUGCAGCAGAUUUCAGACAGCAGGCUGCGGGCUAAUGGAAGAGACCCGGGCUUCAGUAGAGUAGCCAGACAGACAGACAGCUAACCCUACCUCGUGGAAAACCCAUUUUUUUUCGGAAUGGGUGCCAGGCUAUAACUCCCAAGGAGAAGUUAGAUAAACCUCCCAACAGUGAAGAUGGUGUCGUGGAUCAUUUCGCGGCUGGUGGUCCUGGCCUUUGGGACCCUCUACCCAGCUUACUCUUCCUAUAAGGCUGUGAAGACGAAAAACGUGAAGGAAUAUGUCAAAUGGAUGAUGUACUGGAUAGUAUUUGCGUUGUUUACGACAGCAGAGACGAUCACAGAUAUGGUAUUUUCCUGGUUUCCGUUUUAUUUUGAACUGAAGAUUGCCUUUGUGAUCUGGCUGCUGUCCCCGUACACAAAGGGCUCCAGUGUGCUUUACCGAAAGUUUGUGCACCCCACGCUGUCCAACAAAGAGAAGGAGAUUGAUGAAUACAUUACUCAGGCGAAGGACCGCAGUUAUGAGACCAUGAUGAGAUUUGGAAAGAGGGGACUGAACAUCGCAGCUACAGCAGCAGUCACAGCAGCCACUAAGGGCCAGGGUGUGUUGUCGGAGAAGCUGCGCAGUUUCAGCAUGCAGGAUCUGACGCUCAUUCAGAACGAGGAGGAGCUGCAGCUGGAUCCCACUGAUGACACACACACUGCCGCCACGCUGCCCCGCACUAAAACGGUCACCCGCUCCGUUCGUGCCCCACCCAUCCACCCAGAGGGCGAAUCUCUGCCUAGUUCCCGCUCUGACGCCGACCAGUCAGACAGCAAGACUGAGCACUCAGACGAGGAUGCUGCCGACAAAGUACCCAAGCGAACGGCCAGUGUUAGAGCAGCCAAGAAGCCAGUCGCUGCUAAGACAGAGACGACCAAGACGGUGAAGAAACAGCCAAAGAAGAAGAGCACCACUGCUACCAGCAGCAAUGCCGCCGAGACACCUUGAGUCACCAAGCUGAGAUUCAGCUGGGGCGACGCACACAUACACAUACAACACGUAUCGUUCAGAGUACUUCUCAUAGACUUGAAUAAACACGACUCCGUUGGUAGGUUCUCUCUAACAUGCACUCAUAUAAUUCCACACACACCCUCGCUCACACAGCUACUCUUUGUCCAAGCAUUCCUUCUGCGCCAAGUCAUUCAUGAAUUUUCAAGGUCUCUCUUACUCUUCAGCAAGCUCGUCAUGCUCUUCGUGUGUGUGUGUGUGUGUGUGUGUGUGUGUGUGUGUGUGUGUGUGUGUGUGUGUACAGUACGUGCUGGGGGGGACUCACAGCCCUCUAUAUUCUCUAUAGGCCUUACUGUUAGUGGAGAUUUCAGCAGUAGGCUUUGUCUGCACUCAUAAGUAUUCAUAUACUCUGUCCACUCCUCCCCUCUGUUUUAGGGCGCCUUGUCUUCCAAUCAGAGGCCAGUUCUUUUUUUUAAAGCAUGUAGGACGCCCUCUGAGGGAACAGGAAUCGAGGCUAAAAGAGAAGACUUGUGUGCUCGCAGCUUAGCUUCAGGAGCCUCUUGUACUCAGACAUAAUGGGUCUGCUGAAGAGCCAUGGUGGGUGUAAGCACAGCUCUGUCCACACUGCACACCACAUGACAUCAUUCAUUAUUGGCCCUGAAAGUUUUAUGCUUCAGGAGAGGUCAUAUCUCUCCUAGAAGUCACAGACACUCCAAAAGCUCUUGGCGUUGAUGAGGACUUUGCCGGAGCCGUUGCUGGAAACCCUCAACUUUCACUCAGUGUCUGCUCUGUGCUCUGAAGUUCUAAACACGAUAGCUAAUCUGUUGCCAGGCAUUUUGGUGACUAUUUAUACAGUAACAUUUGCUUCCAUAGGGUUUAUUACUCCAUUAUUAAGAAUUAUAAAGGCUUACACAGGCCUGCAAAGUAUGCAAAGUGGUUUAGUGUGUGCUGCUGGCUGUUUAUUUGGUCUUUUAUUUGCUGUUGCUUGCUGGCCAAACUAAGUUUUCAGUUUACCAUGCUUGCUCUCCAAAUAUGGCCUCAUUGCCAUGUGUUUUUAUUUCUUUUACCUGAGCCAGUAUCAGCCAGACAUUAUCUUGGAAAGACUGAAUUCUGACUAGUUUUAUUUCCUUUACAUUCUUUUUGGAGAUGUUUAAUUGGCUGCCCUCUAAAGGUCAGAUCAGUUUGCAGCAUGUCAUGCUACAGUGAGGUUUCCAUGCAGACUCCUCUUGUAGUUACAGUGCUGCCUUUUGUUUGUUGCACUUGGAGAAGUUACAACAGCAUUGCUUGUGCUAAGUGCAUUGCUGCUUGCUGUCUAGGAGUACAAAAAUAAAACCAACCGAGUUUGUGCUCAAUCAAAAGCUCUCUAACCUGUUCCUUCAUAGCUCUGUUUUAAAAUUAUUCAUGCUACAGAUCGUCAGUCAACCAGAGGGUAAAUUAUGAUCUAACCCUUUUAAAUGGCAUUGCUUUUGCAACAUUCUUGGACCUACAGUAAGGUCCUUCUGACAUUUGUGCACUAUGGCCCUAAGGAUUCGAUCAUUGAUGCUGUGUAACUAGUGGGAUUCUAUCAGUGCUGCUUGAGAAAUUCUCUAAACGUACAUGCAGGGUGAGGCCUAACUGACCUAAUAUCAGCCUACAGCUGAUAUUAGAUCAGUUAGUAUAGAUCAGAGUAUUUAAGCGGCACCAUCAAGUGUAAUUACUACUGAGAUCCGACAGGGUCUACAAAAGUACCAGAACUGACACCAUUGCAAUGUAUCACACUUGUCUCUAGCUAAUCCUGAUCUUGGAUCAGUUUUUCUUUCAAGGUAUUCUGUAUAUUAAUGUGAACAGAUGAGCUGAUCCUUGAGAUCACAUGUAGGAACUUGGCUGGUCUCGGAAUCUACUGGAAAAAUAUUAAUGUAUAUAAUCUGUUGCUUCUGACUGUACAGAUGAGCUUGCUUGCCUUACUCUCUUUGAUGGUGUUCUGCAGUUUUUUUUUUUUUUUCCUCAAUCUUAUCAUUUGUCACUUUUAUAGUAGGAAGGGUUGUAAAGGAAGUUGUGUAUAAAGUGCUCUUUGUGUGUGUUGAUGGACAUUGUUUUUAAUUUUUCAUACAGUCUCUAUGAUUUCCUUUUCUCUUGUGCUUUAUUAGAGUACAGAAACAUCAAGUCCCAGAAACUAAGAGUAGAGUCAGUACUUGGAGCUGAGAAUCUCACUUUGACAUUUUUAAGGAAUAUUACAGGACAAAGGGAUUUUUUUAAAUCUAGCAAUUGUGUAGUUUAUAAAAGGCUACAUGGUAAAGAAGGAAGUCAUGGUAACACAACUUAAACCCUGCUGUGUAACACUGACACAAAAAUGCCAUAUGCUGUCAUGAGAAGUUAUGUCCAGUAAUAAUACACGUCAUGUUACUUCACUGUCAUGACGAGUGGGCUUAGUGAAAAUUAGUAUGCAACAUAUGCUAUUGUGACCUCAAAUAUUAUGGCAUCUGUCAUUGCAGUUAGUGAACAAAAUCUGUCAUGACAUGACCGCAUAUGACAUCAGCUAUGAUGUUUAUGGUCUUAUUAUGUCAGUGUCAUGAAGCAGCGUUCAAGGAAAGUCAUCAAAAAUCCCCCCCCUUUCUUUUUUUUUUUGUUCUUUGUAAAGUGUGAUUUGAAUUUUUGAAGUUUGAGUUUGACAAGGGAUUGCACUGAAGUCAAAAUGGUACAUAUAUUCAGCAUCACAGCAUUAGUAUCGUAAUGCCUUUCGGUACAGACCUUUCUUAUUUAGAUCUUUUUCUUUUGAAAAUCUUUUCUGCCGUGUUUGAGAUCAGUAUAUCGUGCAUAGGACUUUAAAUUGUGAGAGAAUAUUCAGCACUAAUAUAUUGUUUGUGCCAAUUGUGAAUACUCCACUGUUAUAGAGAAUGAGGACGAAAUGGUAAUGUCAGAAGAAUCCAUACUGACUGACCUGCAAACGCUGCAAAAUAAAGACAAUUAAAGCAC
Molecule: messenger RNA, 3958 nt
Organism: Pygocentrus nattereri (red-bellied piranha)
Lineage: Eukaryota; Metazoa; Chordata; Actinopteri; Characiformes; Serrasalmidae
Gene: reep2
Product: receptor accessory protein 2
Exons: 8
Coding region: 194-1006 (270 amino acids)
Biological process (GO): endoplasmic reticulum tubular network organization
Cellular component (GO): endoplasmic reticulum tubular network; endoplasmic reticulum membrane; cytoplasmic microtubule
Molecular function (GO): microtubule binding; taste receptor binding
Source: RefSeq, a predicted model, not a curated record